AAUCCGUAAUUAUAACGAGUCCGUCCCAGUCUCCACAUGAAUUUCAUUUCAAUUGGACUAACGACUUUCGACAAUGAAAGUCACCCUUCGCGCAAUUGUUUUAAUAGCAUUCGUUGCUGCUUGUUGUAAGGCGGAUGAUUCCGACCAGGAGAAGAAAGAGCAGGCCAAAGAAAUGGUCCGAGGUAUGGCCGAAGAGUGCAAAAAGCAGGAAGGUGCUACCGACGACGACGUGGAAGCCAUGAUCGAAGACAAGACACCGGAGACCCAGGUCCAGAAGUGUUUCCUCUCGUGCUUCCAGCAGCAGUUUCAGGUUUCCGACGGGAAGAAGUUCAACAAGGAUGGGUUCAUGCAACUGUGCGGAAUGAUGUUCGGCGAUGACGAGGAGAAAAUGAAUACAGCCGAGGAGGUUGCGGAUGAGUGUUCCAGUGUGGAGAAUGCGGACCGUUGCCAGCUUUCGGUGGACAUCAAGGAUUGUGUCGAGAAGGGGCUGGAGAAGCGAGGGAUUAAGAUGGAGAAGUGAAGCUGAUAACGGUGAAGAACGCGCGACAUGGAUAUUGCCUUCGAAUAUAGCUCAAUGUGGUUCAGUAUAGGGUGGUUUUGUGAAUAUUUCAGUAUCUGAUAAUAUGUAUACCACAUGGUAUACCAACAUCAUUAAACAUACGAGCAUUGAAAAAUUGAUUGAUUGCUAGCGGCUUAACGAAUAGUAAUAACCAAUAAAACCUUUUUAUUCUA
Aedes albopictus (Asian tiger mosquito) is the source of this 732-nucleotide messenger RNA. Its product is annotated as general odorant-binding protein 19d-like. The record is from RefSeq and is a predicted model, not a curated record. The coding region runs from base 74 to 520 and encodes 148 amino acids. Gene Ontology annotation, molecular function: odorant binding. NCBI's taxonomy places the organism in Eukaryota, Metazoa, Arthropoda, Insecta, Diptera, Culicidae. The transcript has 2 exons.